Molecule: messenger RNA, 1523 nt
Organism: Cokeromyces recurvatus
Lineage: Eukaryota; Fungi; Mucoromycota; Mucoromycetes; Mucorales; Mucoraceae
Exons: 2
Coding region: 114-1379 (421 amino acids)
Source: RefSeq, a predicted model, not a curated record
CACAUAUUGGAACAGCCAUAUUAUAUAAUCUGAAUAUCUCUACUCAAUUAACCUCUUUAUUCUUUGCAGAAAAAAAAAAUAGUUGUAUCAUUUUCUUUAUACAGCUGUUUAAAAUGAUACAAACAAUCCUAUAUCUAAUGCUUACAAUUUUUUCGUCUAUUCCAAAUCGUAUUCGUCCUUUUCUAUUAGUUUUUAUUUUUGCCAAAUUACCUCUCACUCUUUUGUUGACUGGAGCUUUGUAUGUGUAUAUGACGAUGAGUAUCUUUAAUUAUAGUAAAGAAAACAUAAUAGAACAAAAAUCCCCUUUAUUAUUGACAUAUCAUGAUGAUAAGGAAGAAAAAGAAAGAAAAUGGAAUGCUAACAAGCAGAUUACAUUGGCUAAAUCACUUUCCUUUAAUAAUCGGCCUCAUUAUGCUUCUAUUCAUCACAAUUUUUAUAAUAUACCUAAAGAUCAAACGAGUCAUCUUUUAGAAGAUGAUAUAUUCAAUACUCCUAUAAUUCUGACUGCUACUGUUAUGCCUAGAAUAGAGGACGAAUUUAGUUCUCUAUCGAAAGAAAAGACAUAUGAUGAAGAAAUAAUGACUACACCAAUGGCUCAUACUACUACUAUUCCUGUUUUUCAUGUUAAUUGGAAUGCCAUUCAUCAGGAACUGAAGACUGAUUUGCGACGACAGCAAGAAGAGAUGUGCUCAAAUGAGAGUAAUUACACUACUUUCUAUAACAGUGAAGAAAGUGCAUUAUUGUCUUUAAAGCCUCAUCAAAUCCCAAUGGAUCGAUGCACAACACAUAGAAAAGAGCCUGCUUUAUCAGACACUAUUUUCCCAUUAUUAUGUUCACCUAAUUCUUCUUUGGUCUCCUUUGCAUCCAAGUUGUCCUACCCAUCUAUAUCAUCAUUACCUACUACUACUACUACAUCUUUUGAUUAUCUUAAUUCUAGUCAUUUAUUAUCAGCUUUGUCCCUUGAGUCUGAUGUCAUCAGAACUCCUCCUACACAACAAUCUAUUACUACUACACAAUUGAUAACGCCUAGUAGUAGUUAUACAUGUUUGACAAAGAUGAGCAUGAUUGAGGCCCCCUUCUAUUCUAUCAUUCAUCCUUCACCUAAGGGCUUCCAUCAUUCAUCCAUCGAUCAUGAUCCAUUUGUAGAUAAGGAAAACAAAAGUAAAUUCCAACAUAUUAUAUACAAAUUUUCAUUUUAUAAAAAGAGGAAACGAUUUAAAAAUUAUUUUAAUGAGAGGAAUGAUACGAUGAGCGAACAAACAACAGGGAUAUCAGAUACCUUCAGAGGAGACAACACUCCAAGAAAUCGUCAUUCGAUACAGAUUAGACAAGUCCUUAAAACUAGAUGGAGGAAGAUGUUUGAUAAGAAAGAUAAAUGAUAUUAUUGGCUAACAAGUUCAUUACAAAUCAAGACAAGUUACAAAGUAAUUAAAGAACUCCGAAUUGAAUACUUAUUUCUAAAACUAUCUUUAAGCUAUCAAUCAUACAACAUAUAUAAAUAAUGUGUUAACAUUCUUCCUUCU